AUGCCCGCAAUGGGCAUGUGGAGCUUCUUUGCUUCCUUUGGGACGGCAUCAGCCUCCUUCGCAGGUAGUUCCUGGGCAGCUCAGAGUGCACACUGCGCUUCGGGGGCCGCUGGCCUCUGCGCCCACCGCGCGCCACCUUUCGCAGAGGCGGCGCUGUGGGCGGCUGGCCAGGUACCUGAAUCCUGCGACAGAUCCGACGAUGCGGACUGCCCCUACGCAAGUGACUUGUGGCAGAGCGUGGCUUCGGCUUGGCGAUAUGCGUGGAACAACCUUCGCUUGGCAAUUCAACACGCAAGUCCGGCUCACCGGCUUCGCCUCACGCCCCGCGAGGUGCAACAAGUUGUGGCCGUGCACGAGUUCAUGUACUGGCUUGGAAACGAUGCCAAGAAGUGGCACGUAGGUUGGCCGGAGAUGAGUAGCACUGCCCGCGCUCUACUGCGGUCGUUGCAGCUUUGGCUGGUAGCUGGAGAGUACCAGCUCGGCAGCCACCUGUCGCUGACUUUGAUGAACCAUGCGCUUCACAUUCCUUUCGCAGGUAGGUCCGUCCAGCUGCCUGCUGGGGACACUGGCGCCCGUGUCUCCCUGUCAAACGGAUUGCCAAUGCCGCUUCUUGUCUUCAGCGUUUGGAAUGUGUGGAAAUUCCCGCUCAAGACCAACGAAGUUUACAAACGCGUGCUUGGUGCACUGCGGGCAGGCUACAGACACAUUGAUAUCGCUCCGCACUAUGGAAGUGAGAAGGAAGUCAGCAUGGCCAUCCGGGAUUCAGGUGUCCAACGAGAGCAGAUCUUCCUAACCAGCAAGCUCGGUGCGAGGGACGGCUAUCCUUUGGGUGCCAAGCGUGCAAUACUGCAGCAGCUGAAACAUUUCGGGUUGGACUACAUUGACCUCUUCAUGCUGAGUCAGCCUAUCCAAGACUCCAUGCUGUUGCGCUCCGUCUGGGAAGUGCUGGAAGCUUUCUACGACAAAGGCAUAUUCCGCUCGCUUGGCGUCAGCAACUUCGACAUGGAGUCUUUUCAGGCUCUACACCAUGCAGUGCGUGUGAAGCCGGUCUACCUUCAAUGCCGGAUGUCGAUAUACCAGAUACUCCCAGAGGAUGUUAACUCCGAGAAGAGUAAGGAUGGCCACAUGCUUGGUUGGACACGGGAGCAUGGUGUGGUCAUGUCUGCCUUUCACGUGGAAGAACGUUUCAACUUCUUGCGGCCACUGGAAGACCCUCACGUCUUGUCCAUUGCGAAGCGAGCAGGCCGCUCGGCUUCGGCGGUGCUGGCGCGAUGGGCCCUGCAGCUGGGCCUUGCCGUGGUGCCUAAGGAGGCCGAGGAGAGAACACGAUGGCAACAGAAAUAUCGCGAAUGA
This is a messenger RNA of Symbiodinium natans, 1353 nucleotides long. The record is from the annotation of a GenBank genome assembly. Lineage: Eukaryota; Dinophyceae; Suessiales; Symbiodiniaceae.